AGUUAGAAAAGCAUGCAGAGAAAAUUCUGACUAUAGUCACAACAUUAUUUACGAGCAACUAUUAGUGUAAUUUAGACUAAUUACAGACAAAAUAAAUUUGCACUGAAGGGAAUAAAAGAUAGGAAAGAAGCUCCAAAUACAUUUGAACCUGAAUGGUGUUAUAAUGUGCUGAUCCCUAAUGUCACUGAACUGUGCCUCUUGUACUAAGUCUCGGACACUUGAAUCAGGUGGAAAUGCUCCUUAUUACAAACCAAUGAAUGUGAUAAUCUGCUAAUAUAUUUAUCAAAAAAAAAAAAACAUCCCUUAGUAAAGGGUGAACAUGCAUAAGGCAUCAAAGCACGGCUCACAAAGCUUUGGUAGUCAGGAUAGUGAUAACCUACGAAAUCCAAUAACAUGGCAACCAGAUGUCUCACAGUACCAACUCCAUAAUGUCAUAGGUAGAGGAACAUUUGGCUCUAUAACAGUCCAUCUUGCCCAACACAUCCCUAGCGGGAAAAGUGUGGCCAUCAAACGGAUUGAUAUUGAAGGGAGUCCUGUGGAAUUCAAAGUUUUUCAGGAUGAAGUGAUUCUGUGUAGACAGAUGCACCAUGAUAACAUAGUGAAAUACCACUGUACAUUUGUUAAUGAUAAAGAACUGUGGAUUGUUUUACCUCUACUGGGAUAUGGGUCAGCUAGAGAUGUCCUGCAUGCUUACUUUAAGACAGGUUUACCUGAGGCAGCCAUUGCCUACAUACUGAGAGAUGUAGUGAGCGCUUUAGACUAUCUUCAUAAUCGAGGGAUAAUCCACAGGAGUGUAAGAGCUAGUCAUAUUCUGAUAGGGGGCAGUGGUAACGUGUGUUUAUCAGGACUACGCAGUGCCUAUCAUCUGAUUUACCAUGGCAAGAAAUGGUCUCGUGUCUACGAUUACCCUAAUGCCUGUAAUGGUGAUCUACAAUGGCUCAGUCCAGAAAUUCUAGAACAGAAUUUGUCAGGAUAUGAUACAAAAUCUGACAUAUACAGCUUUGGGAUCACCAGCUGGGAACUGGCCAAUGGUUAUCCCCCUUUUGAGGAUAUGCCUGUUACUCAGAUGUUGUUGGAGAAGGUGAACGGAACAAAGCCCAUGUUACCGGACUGUACCACGAUAGGGGAGCUGACAGGGGAGGAGGAAGCUCAACACAAUGAAAACAUGGAGAAUGGAGGAAUUGAUAUUGUGGCCAUUGCAAAGGCUCGCAAGUUCUCGUCCCAUUUUCACAAUUUGUUGGACAGGUGCUUAGAGAAAAAUCCCCAUUGUCGACCUACAGCUGAAAGUCUCCUGACUGACUCCAUGUUUAAACAAUUGAAGAGGAGAUCAACAGAAGCCCUGCCCAACCUCUUACAGCCCUUAACUCCUAUCAAACUGGCUAACCUGACCAGUGAUAAAGAGGAUGAAGCAGUAGAUUCUAUGGUUGAAGACAUGGAGCAAGUGAAUUUGGUUGGUGAAUGGGAAUUCUAGGUGAAUGGGACUUCUGAGUGUCAUACAUGUAAUUGUGCAGCAGCGUGAUGUUUGUUAGUGAAUUUGUUUUGUUCAAAGUUAAUCAAUAAUUGCUAUCUUAUAUUUAGCUAAAUCAUUUUAAGGUAAAAAUGACAUGUAUUUCCAACAGUGCUAUUAAUUGUCAUCUAAAUGGAGUUUAUUGUUAAUGAGAAUGCUCAAAUAUAUAUUAUAUGUUAAACAGA
Saccostrea cuccullata (small rock oyster) is the source of this 1692-nucleotide messenger RNA. RefSeq names its product STE20-related kinase adapter protein alpha-like. The transcript is spliced from 14 exons. Lineage: Eukaryota; Metazoa; Mollusca; Bivalvia; Ostreida; Ostreidae. Bases 320 to 1471 code for a protein of 383 amino acids. Gene Ontology annotation, molecular function: protein kinase activity; protein serine/threonine kinase activator activity; ATP binding. The record is from RefSeq and is a predicted model, not a curated record. Gene Ontology annotation, cellular component: serine/threonine protein kinase complex. Gene Ontology annotation, biological process: protein export from nucleus; activation of protein kinase activity; protein phosphorylation.